Molecule: messenger RNA, 1180 nt
Organism: Choloepus didactylus (southern two-toed sloth)
Lineage: Eukaryota; Metazoa; Chordata; Mammalia; Pilosa; Megalonychidae
Gene: SHLD1
Product: shieldin complex subunit 1
Exons: 4
Coding region: 116-757 (213 amino acids)
Biological process (GO): positive regulation of isotype switching; negative regulation of double-strand break repair via homologous recombination; positive regulation of double-strand break repair via nonhomologous end joining
Cellular component (GO): site of double-strand break
Source: RefSeq, a predicted model, not a curated record
CUCGCUUUUCCCAUAACAAAGCACUUCCGGGUUCCGGGCCGUCACCUUUGUGGGUCGGUGAUCCCUGAUUGAUUUAUAAUCGAAGACUUGUAAGCAUAGGUGGAGUAAUAGAAGAAUGGCUGCCUCCUCCUGGACGAUGGCAGACCCGGAAGCCACUCCAGACAGUCAAUCAGAGGAGAGCAGUGCUUUGGGCCUGCCAUCAGCUUGUGACAUAAGAGAUUAUGUGCUGCAGACACUCAGCCAGGAGGCCAACAGUGAGGCUGUUAGUUCUGUGGAAUUCCUUUCUUCUCCUUGCUCUUCUGAUGUGGAUCCAGAUACCAGUAACCCAAAUAUGGAACAAAAUGAUUCCUGGACCUCUGGGAACUUCUGGCUUGACCCUUCCAUGAAAGGCCAACUGGAGACCAAGGAGGAAGAUAAUGGACUUCGGAAAUCCUUGGAUAGAUUCUAUGAAGUGUUUGGCCAUCCACAGCUGGCAUCCGGAAAUCCUCUCUCUGCAUCUGUCUGCCAGUCCCUGUCUCAGAAAAUCACUGAGCUGAAGGGCGAGGGGAGCCAAACAUAUGCCCUCCGCAGUUUCCAGCUGGCCCGGGUCAUCCUCAACCGGGAUGGCUGCUCAGUCCUGCAGACGCGUUCCAGGAACAGCAGCUUCUACCCGCCCGGGGAAGGGAGUGCAUCUCCCCAUAACGAAAAGCCGACCCCAGGACUUUCAAAAGAUAUUAUUCAUUUCCUCUUGCAGCAGAAUGUGAUGCAAAACCCGUAGCUGGGGAGAGAGCAGGCAAGAUUGGAGGUGUAACGCUGGGGCCCACCCUGUUGGUGCCACCCAGAUCCCCUGAGGUCUCUUUGACACCCCACCACCACUACCACCCAGUUUCUGUGUGCUCCCCAGCUGAAGGCCGACACCUGUGAUUGGCCCUGGAGCAGAGUCUGCCCACCUCCCACCCCUACUUCCCUUAACCUGAGGCCAGUGGCUGGCUAGUUUGGGGGUCCGAACGCCCAGCUUCCUGCCCUCAAAGAAGGCCGUGCUCAGAGGAACAAUUUAUUCCAGAGCUCCCUUCCGAUGCAGGCCGAGGCUGGAGCUUCCCCUGCAGCCGCAUCCUGGCUCAGCGUCUUCUGUUUCCUUGCCCCCUCCCCCCUUAGUGGUGUCUCCUGGGAGCGCCUCCUCAGUAAAUCUCUUGUACCUGAA